Meloidogyne enterolobii is the source of this 1332-nucleotide messenger RNA. Lineage: Eukaryota; Metazoa; Nematoda; Chromadorea; Rhabditida; Meloidogynidae. The record is from the annotation of a GenBank genome assembly.
AUGUUUUCUGAUGAGACAGAAAUUAGCAAACUUAUACGAGCUAGUAAAGAUGUUGAGAAUGUUGGAAGUGUUUUGGAUGCAUCCGCGGCAGAAUCUAGGAAAAUGCAAAUUCAGAAAUCAAAAUAUCUUGGAGGUGAUAUGGAACACACCCAUUUGGUUAAGGGCCUUGAUUAUUCGCUUUUGAAUAAAGUAAGAACGGAAAUACAUGAACAACAAGUUUCUGCAAAAGAAAAGGCAUUAAAUGACCCAGUUGUUGUUUCUAACGAUCCAACACAAGCUGGAAACAAAUUAGCUCGAAAUGUCUGUAAAAUUCUAUUUGAAAACAAACUCCCUCAAAGAAAUGAACUUUUUGUGAGAGGUAGAAUGGCCUAUUUAGUUGAAUUAGAUGAAGAAGAAUCUGAUGUGCCUAGUACUUUAAUGCGUUCAGUUGUUGAUUCUUCUGCAGAUCAGACGAUUGAAAAUAUUAAUGCCGAUAAUGUGCUUAUAAAUAAAUUAUCUCAAGUGUUGGUCUACCUUCGGACUGAUCUUAAGAAAAAGAAGAAAACUGGAUUUGAACGUGACCUACCUCAACAUCAAGAAUCUACUAGUAUUUUUGAAGGUUUAGAUGAUUAUGUUUCGUCAAAUAAAAAUGAUGAAAAAAGAAAUGGGGAUAUUAGAAGGCGACAAAGAGAAGGGGAAUCUUCUUCAGAUCAAAGGAAAAGUUAUUUUUCAAGCACAGACGGAGAAAGAAGUCGUGGACGUGAUGAUCGUAACUCUGCAAGAGACAGAAGGCCAGAAAGAAGAAGAGAACGCGAUGAAGAUGAAAGACGUGAAAAAGAAAAAUUAGAAAAGGAAAAACUAGAAAAAGAAAUUUUAGAUAAGGAAGAGAUGUUGCAAAAAAAGAGACGAAAAUUGGAACAAGAAGAUGCUUAUGCUGAAUUUUAUCCGGGUGGUCUUGGUAUGAUGGACGCAGGUGGGGAGAGCGAUGACGAUGACUUUUCACAAAUGGAUCAGCCUAGUCGAUUACAUAUUGUUAGGAUAUUUUGCGAAGAAAAUUUUUUUCUUUGCAAUGCCUUUAGACUAUAUUUCAGGGCAAUUUCAUCUUUACAGACAAUUGGCAAUCGAAAAUCUCAAAUAAAACGUUGGGACUUUGACACUCAAGAAGAUUAUGAACGUUACCAAAGUGCACGAGAAGCACACCCUCGAGCUGUUUACCAAUUUGGAGUAAAAACUAGCGGUGGAAGAAAAACACGAAAAAAUGUUUCGGCGGUCAAUGAAAAGAAAAUUGACAGAGAAUUGGAUAAAAUUAAUAAAAUUUUGGAGAGAGGAACAAACCAAAGUAUACGUUAUUAA